This is a messenger RNA of Oikopleura dioica, 546 nucleotides long. Lineage: Eukaryota; Metazoa; Chordata; Appendicularia; Copelata; Oikopleuridae. The record is from the annotation of a GenBank genome assembly.
AUGACUCGAGCCGCUUCGGCGAGUACCAUGGAAAACGAAGUGAUUUCAGCCUGCGAGUUAAUAAAGGAUCGAUUAUACUUCGCAACGCUGAAAACCAAGCCCAAGAGCACUGCGCACACUCACUACUUCUGCAUCGACGACGAGUUCGUCUACGAGAACUUCUACGCCGACUUCGGGCCUCUUAACUUGGCGCACAUCUACCGCUACUGCUGCCGAGUAAACAAGAAGCUCAAGUCGGCCUCGUUGGCAAAGAAGAAGAUCGUGCAUUACACCUCGCUGGAUCCGAGAAAGCGCGUAAACGCGGCUUUCCUCGCCGGCGCGUACCUUAUCAUUCACCUCAGAAGAACGCCUGAUGAAGCGCACCGGCCACUGGUUUCUGGAGGCGGGCCUGCUUAUCUUCCAUUCCGUUUAAUCUCGACCGACAAGAACGAGUGUUGUCAGGAGAAUAGAUGCCAAAAAUCCUCUAGGCGCAGAUUUUCAGCAUUUUUUUCAUACGGCAAAUUGGACAACCUUCUGUUGAGGUCCAACUAUAUCAUACCUGUAUAA